AUGACCGAGCUACAAGGCUCGAACGACUUCAACGCUUCUGGAGGUACAGACCCAGAGCCCGCUACGAUUGAAGUCUUUAAGGCAACAGUCGCACAAUUCGUGGAGACUCGCACCGAAAAGUUCUUCGAAGCCUACGCCAACGCCGUCAACACCCGUGCCUUCAGCGAAUCUCCUCUAACAAAAUGGUACGCUCCAUCCAUCGUAACCCGCAGUGAGACUCUCAAAGAAUUCCACGGUGUCCAAGCUAUGGCCGACUGGAUGCGAGAUCUCUUCAUAGCCUUCGAGCGCAUCAACCAUAUCCCUGAGACGUACCUAGAGUAUCGGAAUCCCGACGGGACGGUCACGGUGCAUGCGACAUUUCUGAGGCACUUUUGGUUGAAGGGAAAUAAAGGGGAGGAGCCGGAUUCGAAUACGCCUGUUGCGUGGUUUGCGAAGGUGGAGCCGGCGGAGACAGAGGAUGGUUACGAUGGGUUGCACUGGAAGGAGUUGCAGUUGUUUUGGGAUAAGACGAAGUUGGUGGAGUUGUUUGAGAAAUUGCCGUCAGACAAGUAG
This is a messenger RNA of Zasmidium cellare ATCC 36951, 552 nucleotides long. RefSeq lists its product as uncharacterized. The transcript is spliced from 2 exons. NCBI's taxonomy places the organism in Eukaryota, Fungi, Ascomycota, Dothideomycetes, Mycosphaerellales, Mycosphaerellaceae. Bases 1 to 552 code for a protein of 183 amino acids. The record is from RefSeq and is a predicted model, not a curated record.